This is a messenger RNA of Sorex fumeus (smoky shrew), 1220 nucleotides long. It is a transcript of the gene CCDC106, whose product is annotated as coiled-coil domain containing 106. The record is from RefSeq and is a predicted model, not a curated record. Bases 128 to 970 code for a protein of 280 amino acids. Gene Ontology annotation, cellular component: nucleoplasm. The transcript has 5 exons. Lineage: Eukaryota; Metazoa; Chordata; Mammalia; Eulipotyphla; Soricidae.
AGCCCUGGUGUCGGGACCGGCCCCCCCCCCCCAUUCCAGAGCAGUCACGGAGACACCCAGCAGUGGCUGCUCUUUCUGUCCAGGACCCCCGAAGUGCUCCCUGCCUGGGGUCCCCCGAGGCCACACCAUGAAUGACCGAAACAGCCGGAGGUCAAUGAAGAAGGACUAUGAGGCCUUGGAGAUCUCCAUUCCGUUCGAUGAGACACCCCACCUAGACCCACAGAUCUUUUACAGCCUGAGCCCUUCUCGGGGAAACUUCGAGGAGCCCCAGGAGCCCACGUCCCCCACAGUGGCGCUGAUGAAUGGGGUGCGUGCGCAGCUGCACAUGGCCCUGGAGAGGAACUCCUGGUUGCAGAAGCGCAUCGAGGACCUGGAGGAGGAGCGGGACUUCCUGCGCUGCCAGCUGGACAAGUUCAUCUCCUCUGCCCGCAUGGAUACAGAGGACCACUGCAGGGUGAAACCGGGCCCUCGGCGGACCGAGGGGGACAACCGCGGUGGAGCUGUGGCUGAGGCCUCGGACCCUGAGUCCGCUGCCUCCUCGCUCAGCGGUGCAUCAGAGGAUGCAGGCACUGGUGACAGGAAACGGCUCAAGCAGAAGAGCAGCGCAGGGCGCCGGCGGUUUGGGAAGCCCAAGGCCAGGGAGAGGCAGCGGGUGAAGGACGCUGAUGGAGUCCUCUGUCGCUAUAAGAAGAUCCUGGGCACCUUCCAGAAGCUAAAGAGCAUGUCUCGGGCCUUCGAGCACCACCGGGUAGACCGCAACACGGUGGCGCUCACCACGCCCAUCGCUGAGCUGCUCAUUGUGGCCCCAGAGAAGCUGGCGGAGGUGGGUGAGUUCGACCCCUCCAAGGAGCGCCUGCUCGAGUACUCGCGCCGCUGCUUCCUGGCGCUGGAUGACGAGACACUCAAGAAGGUGCAGGCCCUCAAGAAGAGCAAGCUGCUGCUGCCCAUCACCUAUCGCUUCAAGCGGUGAUCUCCCGGCGGCCCUGCCAGCCCCCGCCUCAGCCCAGGGGCCCUUUCUGCCCUCCCCAGACACUGCCCCCUCGCACGUCCCCACGCACAUUGCGGACUCUCCAGGGCUGGGGCGCGUCUCAUGAUGUGCUCAGCCCGUGGGGCGGCUGGCCGGCCCCAUCUGCAGCUCCCCUCCCGCAUUUUGGGGCCACCUCCGAGUUUCCAUGAGAGAGUUAUUCAGAGUUUAAAUUAAAGAGAGACGAUAAAAUUUG